AUGCAACCUGUCAUCUUUCUUGGAGGUAAUCAGGAAACCCAACUUAUUAUGUGACCCUAGUAUCCUCAGGGCCCGUGCCUCCCACACAUUGGGCAGUUGGCCUGGGCCUAGGCCGGGUUACCUUGCACUGCACCCUUCUCCUGGGACCAAGUCCAUCGACCUUGGUCAAUCAUUUAAGCCCCUCCUCAGGCUACCCUACACAUGCACACGCUGGCCUCGCCCUCCUCUCCCCACCCUUGCCAGGGCUUCCCUGCUCCACAUUUGCACAUGCCAUUCCCACCAUUCAAGUGACCAUUUGCCCUGAUCCUCCCUGUUGCUGGGUAGUCCCUGCUUAUCCUCUGGGCCCAGCUACAACAUCCCCCCACCCAGGACACCUUCCCUGGCCAUGCUGCCCCCACACAGGUGGCUCUCUGAGCUCAGGAGCCUACAGUCCUCUGGGUUUCCCUGGCUCUGUCUCAGAGAUCCCAUGGUCUGGACACAUGAGAAAUAAGCUCCACCCACCUCCGCAUGGUGACCUACUAUGGCACCUGGCACCACCAGCAAUGUCCCGGACACUGCCCUGGGGGUUCUGUUGGCGAACACUUGCACACGGUGCCCUGGGGCUCAGCUCCUGAGUAGUGGUUACAGGAGUUGUAGCCCGGGCUUCCCCCUCCCCCAGCGCCCCAUGGCAGCCAGACUCUGUCUGCAGUUCAGCAGGGUGGGGGGCCAGGAGGACAGGCACAAAGCUGCAGGAAGGACCACGAGUGAAGGCUGUAACGACAUUUGCCCAGGAUACUCUGGGCAUCCUGAGUCCUCUCUUUACCUACCACCACCACUGCCACCUGAUCCAUCCCAAGUGCCACCAACCCCUCUCCCACUCCAUUGCCCAGGCCACUGCCGUUCCAUCCUGGAUGCCUGCAGAAGCCCCCUUAGGUCUCCUGGGCCACACUUGUCUUCAAGGGCCUGUGUCCUUGCCCUCCCCCACGCCACCACAGCCAGCCUGCCUGUUCUUUCCGCACCCCAAGCUCAUUCCCACCUUGACUGGCAUCUUCUUAUUCCCCAGCUGAAGCAUCACCUCCUCAGAGGAGCUCUCCCAGGAAGACACGCCUCCCUCAGAAGUCUCCCAUUACCCCGGUGUUUCUUUCAUGGAACUUAGGACAGCAUGCCAUUGUCAUGCUUCUUUGCUAAUAGCAGAGGUUUCUGGCGUGAACACCAGGAGGGAAGGGGCCUGUGUCUCUUCCCCAGUGUUCUCAGGGCCUAGACAGCUGUUGAGUGAAUGAAUGGGGUCCAGGUGUCUGGGUGAGUAUGACCUUGAAUAAGUGUGAGGCCCUCUCCGGGCCUGGCUUCCGCCCUGUCUGCGCCCACACCGCAGCCUUCCUCAGCCGCCCCCACCGUCCCAGCUGCGGUGAGAUGCAGUUGCCCCAGAACCUGACGGAGGUGCUCCAGCUCGCCUUCCUCCCCUUCACACUUGCCGGCUGUGUCCCAGCCGCCCACGCAGCACCUCUUCCCAGCCCCACCCUGUCGGCCCCUCCCAGGUGCUUGGGGUGGCGCAGCCAGCUCCCACGGCACCCCAGACUUGGGUGCACACCAUGGGGGUUCUAAGGCCCUGGGCCCGAUACUGGCUCCUGGUUGUGGCCCACCUGCUGGCCCUGGGGCUUGGGGCUGUGGUGCUCCAGGCACUGGAGGGGCCUCCAGCACUCAGGCUCCAGGCUCAGCUCAGGGCUGAGCUGGCUACUUUCCACGCCAAGCAUGGGGCCUGCCUGGCCCCUGGAGAACUGAAGGAGCUGCUGGGUGCUGCUCUGGCAGCCCAGGCCCACGGGGUCUCCAGCCUGGGCAACGGCUCGGAGGACAGGAACUGGGAUCUGCCCUCGGCCCUGCUCUUCACUGCCAGCAUCCUCACCACCACGGGUUAUGGCUACAUGGCCCCACUAUCAGCAGGCGGAAAGGCCUUCUGUGUGGUUUAUGCAGCCCUGGGGCUGCCAGCCUCCCUAACACUUGUGGCUACCUUGCGCCACUGCCUGCUGCCUGUGCUUAGCCGCCCGGGUGCCUGGGUAGCGGCGCACUGGCAGCUGGCACCAAACAGGAUUGUAUUGCUGCAGGCAGCUGGACUGGGCCUGCUGGUGGCCAGCAUCUUUGUGUUGCUGCCAGCACUGGUGCUAUGGGGUCUGCAGGGAGACUGCAGCCUGCUGGAGGCCAUCUACUUCUGCUUCAGCUCACUCAGCACCAUCGGCCUGGGGGACUUGCUGCCCAGCCAUGGCCAUGGCCUGCAUCCAGUAAUUUACCACCUUGGCCAGCUCGCACUUCUUGGUUACUUGCUCCUAGGCCUCCUGGCCAUGCUGCUAGCCGUGGAGACCUUCGUGGAGCUACCACAAGUCCGUGCCAUCGUGAAGUUCUUCGAGUGCAGUGGCCCUUUGACAGCUGAGGACCAAGGUGGCAUUCUAGUCCAGGAUGAACUGGCUCUGAGCACCCUGCCACCCACAGCCCCAGCCUCAGAACAGGCCCCAGCUUGCUGACAGGUGUCAGGUGACCAAGUCCAGCUGCUUUAAGGUGGAGGAGCAGGAAGGAAACAGCCAGGAGCAGUUGGGGAAGAAUCUGGAGAUAGGGGUGGAGUGGAUGUGAAGACCUCAGGGAAUCAUGUGUUAAUUUAAACAAAAAUAAAAUGGGCAAGAACUUCAA
Messenger RNA from Microcebus murinus (gray mouse lemur), 2655 nucleotides. RefSeq names its product potassium two pore domain channel subfamily K member 7 (gene KCNK7). Lineage: Eukaryota; Metazoa; Chordata; Mammalia; Primates; Cheirogaleidae. The record is from RefSeq and is a predicted model, not a curated record. Gene Ontology annotation, cellular component: plasma membrane. Gene Ontology annotation, biological process: stabilization of membrane potential; potassium ion transmembrane transport. Gene Ontology annotation, molecular function: potassium ion leak channel activity; outward rectifier potassium channel activity.